AUGCUAGCUGUUGAUUGUCAUGAGGAUUGUUAUGAACAAAGAUGGCCGAAAGUAAAUACAAUUGUAAAACGUAUUCUUAAUACGGAAAAUGUCACCAGAGAUGAGUGGCAAAACAUGUUUGCUGAUGUACAUUAUAUCGUAUCAUGGCAAGAGUCGGCGACACCAGCCAUUAUCUCCUCACUGACUGAAACCGUCAAGGAGUCAAUCAUGAGAGUCCAACAGCUUGUGAUGCGCAACCAAGAUGAAUCGUCACUUUUAAAAUCCUACAUAGCUCAGUGGAAUAAAUUCUCCAAACAGAGCGAAUACCUUCCGCAACCAUUCAGUCCACUAGAAAAUUAUCUUGUUGGCAAACAUCUUAAUGGUCCAAACAAACGUCAUCUCCAGGAAAGUACCAUUAGAAAAUUAAUGCUUGAAACCUGGAAUAGCACAAUUUAUGAGUCCAUCAAGCAGAAACUUCUAGACAGUGCUAUUAAACUCAUACAGGAUGAAAGGUGUGGCCAGGUUAUUGACUCACAGCUCGUCAUUGGGGUGCGCGAGUCAUGUGUCAAUCUAUCUACCCUGUCAGAAAAGUCCUUCCGGAUUUAUGUGGACAACUUUGAGAAAGCAUAUAUUGACAGCACGGAGAGUUUUUAUAGGAUUCGUAUUGCAGAAUACAUACAGGAACAUGGAAUCCGCAACUAUAUGCAAUACGCCUUGCAAAAAUUAGCUGAAGAGGAGGCCAGAGCUGUACGAUAUUUGGAAACACAACCGGAAUUCAAUUCAGUCCCUAAAUUAAUGAAAGUUUGUCUUAAAACUUUUGUAGUGGAUUACAUGGAUCACUUGCUUUCGGAAGUUCCGAGGCUAUUGCAGGAAGAGGAUACAAAUCAACUAAGAUUGUGCUAUGAACUGAUUAAUCGAGUUCCUCAAGAAAUUGAUCCUUUAUUGGUUCUCCUAGAAGACUAUAUUCGACAGACUGGUCUUGAAGAUAUACGGGCGAAUGCAGAGACUAUGCUUAAGGAUGCAGAUAAAUAUGUCUGUCGAUUGCUGAACCUCUAUGUCCGAUUUUCACACAUGGUCAAAGAAGCUUUUAACAACGAUCCGCACUUUCUAACUGCCCGUGACAAAGCAUAUCAGGACAUUGUAAAUAAUACAUCUGUCUUUGUAACCGAGAUUCCAACAUCUGUUCGAAGUGGAGUAUCACGUGUGGAAUCUCGUUGUCCUGAAUUGUUGGCAUCCUAUUGUGAUAUGCUGCUUCGUAAAUCACCAACCAAUCGUCGUUUAACUACAGAUGAAAUUGAACAAAAACUGCGCAAUGUUCUACUAGUACUGAAAUAUGUGAAUAGCAAAGAUAUUUUUAUGCGUGUUCAUAAAUCUCAUCUUACCCGACGGUUAAUAUUAGAAACGUCAGCUGAUAAUGAAAUGGAAGAAUUAAUGGCUGAACGUUUAAGAGAAGUUGGAAUGCCUGCUGAACAAAUCAAUAAACUUGGGAGAAUGUUUCAGGAUAUCAAGAUAUCACACGAUCUGACUACAGAAUUCAAAGACAAGUUUAAACUAUGUCCACAUAGUCCUUCUACUUCUAAUAAUACACCGUCAUUGAAUUUAGACAUCAUCACUAUUAAGAUAUUGAGUGGUGGUGCAUGGCUGUUAUCCCCACAACCACAGUCAUCUGUAUCACUGCCAGCUGAAUUAGAAGACUUCUUGCCUCAGAUUGAAGACUUUUACCGACAAAAGCAUCAAGGUCGAAGUCUCCUAUGGCAACAUCAUCUUUCCCAUGGUGUACUGGCAUACACAAGUGAUAAUGGUCGAUUUGAAUUCGAAGUGACCACCUAUCAAAUUGUAGUUCUGUGCGCCUGGAAUCGAAGAUACAAUCAACAUCUUCGAUUGGACUGCCUACUUACUGCUACUGGUCUACAGGAUACUGACCUUCGUCGAACAUUAUGGUCGCUGUGUGAACAUCCCAAACUGGAACAACAACUUAUUUGUUAUUCCCCUAAAGUUGGUUCUGAAAAGCUGUUCACUGGUGAAACAGAAUUUUGGCUCAAUACCAAAUUUGUAAAUACGAAAAUGGGUAAAGUUCAAAAUCGGCGCAGGAUCAAUCUAAUCGGUCGACUGCAACUGACUCAUGAGACAAUAAGUGAAGAGGAGAAUAUGGCGAUAGUUGAACUACGCCAGUUAAGAGCUCAAGAAGGCAUAAUCAAAAUAUUGAAGACACGUAAACGUUUACACCAUAAUGAAUUGUAUCAAGAAUUAGUAGAUUUGUUAAGAUUUCAAUUUGUUCCCUCGAAACGCUUAAUCAAAGAAGUCCUUGAAUGGCUGAUAGAUAAGCGUUAUGUUCGGCGAGAUGAUAAUGAUAUGAAUAUAUUUGUAUAUGUAACAUGA
Molecule: messenger RNA, 2358 nt
Organism: Trichobilharzia regenti
Lineage: Eukaryota; Metazoa; Platyhelminthes; Trematoda; Strigeidida; Schistosomatidae
Source: the annotation of a GenBank genome assembly